This is a messenger RNA of Closterium sp. Naga37s-1, 1316 nucleotides long. The record is from the annotation of a GenBank genome assembly. NCBI's taxonomy places the organism in Eukaryota, Viridiplantae, Streptophyta, Zygnematophyceae, Desmidiales, Closteriaceae.
AUGGCUACGUUUCGUGCGCUGAAUGCGGGGAGCAGAGGACGGGGACGAGGCAGGGAUGCGUCCCGCGCCACCAAUUUGUCCCUUGUGGGGGAGGGUGGUAGCGGGAACGUAGCGCCUGGUAGCACGCUAGCGGCGGAUACGGAGAAGCUGUACUUUGAUAGCUACGCGAACCUAGGAAUUCACCAGGAGAUGAUUCAGGACGAGGUGCGCACGUGCGCGUAUCGGGACGCGCUGAUGCGGCACGCGGAUCGCAUCCGCGGGAAGGUGGUGGUGGACGUGGGGUGCGGCACGGGCAUCCUCAGCAUCUUCGCCGCGCGGGCCGGCGCCAGGAAGGUCUAUGCUAUUGAUGCCAGCGAUAUUGCCAUCCAUGCACAGCAGGUGGUGCAGGCCAAUGGGCUGUCUGACGUCAUCACGGUUUUGCACAAGAGAGUGGAGGAGGUGGAGUUGGAGGAGAGGGCGGAUGUGCUGGUAUCGGAGUGGAUGGGCUACAUGCUGCUCUACGAGACCAUGCUGCCUGCAGUGAUAGCGGCCAGGGACCGUCUCUUGAAGCCAGGAGGGCUCAUCCUGCCAUCGCAUGCCACCCUGUUCAUCGCUCCUGUGUCAUGUGAAGACCGGUUUGAGGACGGCACAGCCUUCUGGAGCGACGUGCAUGGCAUCGACAUGUCGGCGCUGGUACCCCUGGCGAAGAAGUGCUAUUUCACAGACCCCUGUGUGGAGAACAUCACAGCAGAGCACGUUCUAGGGGAGCCCUCUGUGGUGAAGCGCAUAGACUGUGCGACGGUGACAGAGGAGGACCUGCAACUUGUAGAGGCAGACUUCUCUUCAAAGUCCAUGAUCGUGUCCCCACUGACCGGCUUUGCCUUCUGGUUCUCCGUGGAGUUCAACAAUCAUCCCAGCCCUAUCGCCGCGCCCACCCUCUCGCGACCAUCUGCUGCCUCUCCUGCUCCUGCUCCUGCUCCUGAUGCUCCUGCUGCUCCGGCUGCUGCUGAUGCUGAGAUUGCUGAUGCCCCUUCCGAAGGCUUUGUUCCCAGUGGUGCUGAUGCAGCCACCGCCCCUGCAUCUGAGGCUGCUGCUGCUGCUGAUUCUACUGCUGCUGCCGCUACCGCUAGUCCAGGGGGAGACAGCACAGACGCCAUGGUGACAGACAGUGUGGUGCUCUCCACAGCACCAGAGGACACGCCAACACACUGGAUGCAGACGGUGCUGUAUGUGGGGGAGAUGUAUCCGGUUCACCAGGAUGAUGUCAUCAGUGGCCACGUCACCAUCACGCCCAAUAAGGAAUGCACCCGCUUCCUCGACAUUGGUCUCUCCUACCA